AGAAAAUAAACCCGUACCGUUCUCGGUAGUAACGCGGCCGGGGUCGGCGUCGAAUGAGACUCAAAUGGCUCUCAGUAACACAUCUCAAAUAACGCGCGCCAGUCUCUUUUCUCUUUCCUGUGAUCUCAAUACACCCCCUCCUCCAAUCCCAGGUGCGCUACUAAUUAGCUACAUAGUUGUGCCCUCUUUAAUCCCCCAAUUCGAGCCGCCGCCGCCGCCAUACAUGGCCCCUCCAACCCUCUCAAAUCAUCCAACCCCUCGCUCCCCACUGGUCCUGGUCCUAAUGCAGUGAGCGCAAGACCAAUACACCCCUGCUGUCUUGUCCGUUGUCCAGAACAAGAUCAAAUCUCGACAGACCUUGCGCGCUUGUCUCUACGUACAUAGUUGCCGCCCUACCAGUGCCACCACGACUAGGUACACACUACGAUGGCCCACGACCUCAUCAAGGACCCUCACUACUCCAUGUUCAUGCAUGGUCCGUUUUAGAGACGGGGUUUGGCUUAGGUAUAUAUCAUAGUCCCGUUCCCCGUCUUCACCCCAGGCUGUUAUCAUCGCCACUACCUCUUUUCCUCCUCCUCGCCCUUCUUCUGCCGGCCAAUUCCUCUUGUCAUGGCCAUCUUUGAAUAAUUCCCUUUCCCGUCAUUGUAUAUUAUCCCGGUGCCUCGAGUCUUGCAACGGUGCGACUGUGUCUCUCGUGCAUAGUGUGUUUGCUUUGAUACUUCCAGCGUCUCUGAUUCACUUUCACCACAACACAAUCAUCUUGGACGGUCAACCACUAUCAAUUCCAGAUUACGAGACACAGACUCCUGUUUUGAAAUCACUUAUAAACCCCUCCUCGCUCUUACUCUUUCGAAUCUCUACCCUCGUUGUGCAGUACCCAUCAGCAGCCGUGUAUCACAAGAACAUCUCUGCCCAUCGCGGCAUCAACAGCACUUCCUUCCAUCUACCAACCUCAUUGGAUUUCGAAACUUUAACAGCUUCAGCAUGUCUGAAUCUGAGAUUCAAAGUAUUGGGCGCAGCCAUCUUCCUGGCCUUGCUGGGUUAUUAGCACUGCCAAUGCCUUCUUUCAACUUUUGGUAUUCAACUACCUUUUGGCUGUACCUCUUUGUAGGCCUUUGGGUUCAUCGCUAUCUCCGUCUUCUAGUUCAUUGCGUCAGCCAUUGGACAUAUAAGUCGAAGCCCAUCCCCAGCAAACCGACAUUCACGAGUAAGGAUGUGACUGUGGUUAUCCCAACCAUUCACAAUGCUUUCGAGGAGCUGCGCCCUUCUAUUGAGAGCAUUCUCGCUUGUGAGCCUGCCGAGCUGAUUCUGGUCACAACGCAUGAUAAGCGAAAAGACCUCCAGCGCCUGGCAGACUCCCUGGUUUUCCCCAAAGUCCGUGUUCUGGAUACUCCUAUUGCCAACAAGCGCCUGCAGGUGUGUGAGGCGCUCCCCAAGGUCGAGACUCCCAUCACUAUCAUGGCGGACGAUGAUGUGACCUGGCCCUCGACUCUUAUGCCCUGGAUCCUCGCUCCAUUUGAAGACCCUCAAAUCGGCGGUGUAGGAACUUGUCAACGAGUACGACGGGAGCAUGAUGGCUCUUGGUCAACCAAGGCCUGGAACUGGCUGGGUGCAGCUUAUAUCGAGCGUCGAAAUUUUGAGAUAUCAGCCACCCACAAUAUCGAUGGUGGCACCUCAUGCAUGUCUGGCCGUACCGGCGCCUACCGCUCUGAAAUCCUCUCUAGUCAUGACUUUCUCCACGGCUUCAAGAACGAGAAGUGGAGAAAGUGGAUUUUGAAUGCUGACGACGACAACUUUGUGACUCGUUGGCUGGUAAGCCACCAAUGGAAGACAUGGAUCCAGUACGACAAGGAGUGUGAGAUCGAGACAACUUUGGAGAACAGCACCAAAUUUUUGUAUCAAUGCUCUCGUUGGGCCCGAAGCAACUGGCGAAGCAACUGGACCAGCAUGGUCACUGAACGCUACAUUUGGAAGCAACAGUUGUGGUGCACAUAUGCUCUUCACUUCGCGACUUUUACUUCGCUGGCUUUUGUCGUUGAUCCGCUUCUCUUAGCUUCAUGCUGGUGGGGAACAGCGGACUGGGAUAUCCAGAAUCGCCGAUACGCAUUCUGGACUCAGUUUAUCUUCAUGUUUGCGUUCACCAAGGUAGUCAAGCUGAUGGGUCUGUUUAUUCGAAACCCAAGCGAUAUCAUGUUCUUGCCUGUUUCCGUCAUAUUUGGAUAUUUCCACGGAUUGAUCAAGCUGUACGCCCUGAUCACUUUGAAUAUGACUUCAUGGGGUAGCCGAGCGGAUGGAGAUGCAAAUGAUGAGCAGCGACUUGCUCCCGCCCCGCAGCCUUCAAUCGUUCUGAAGACGCCUCCUGGCAAGGGAUCGCUUAUUCGAUAUAACGCCCGUCAAAAGGGACGGCAACCUCAGGCACAGCAAGUCGCAUGGGAAAAGAGCGACUAUGCCGCCUACGAUUCAAGCACCUCGUAUGUGCCCAUACGAGUGCAUACACCAAUGGCAAUGAUGCCAAACACCACCAAGCUGCACACGAACGAAACUUCGAUCAAUUCACAGUGUUGGGUAAUCUGACCUGGCGAUGAAACGAUUUGAUGAGGCCAUGAAUAACGUUUUUCAUUUUCACGUGGAAGUUAAUUGUCCAUGACCAAUGGUUAAAUGGAACGACGAAAAUCUUCCUAUCUCUUCUCUUUUAUUACUUCUUGCACACCACACCACAGCCACCACAAAAAAAAAAGGACGGAUUGGGGACACAGAUGGAAGGCCUUUCAAGAGGCCGGUUGGGCAAAAGUUCUUGCUUCUUAGGGGGAUGAUGAUUAUGCUUUUCCAGUCGACGGCCGCUGACGAGGUUGAGAGUGUCACCUCCUUGGAAUGAGAUAUUUCCGAAGCAGAUGAUAGACACCUGGUAAUCUGAACAGCGAGCUUUGCUGGGCCAAACAUAUUUUUUUUGGUGGGAAAGCAGUCAAGGCUAUCAUGACUACUAGCUUCUUGACUUGCUAACAAAACCCGAGCAAGAGUCUCUUCCCUCGUUUUGUAACAAUUUGGGAUCAUUUGGGACUGGGUGGAGGCUAUUCUAGGUGGUGUGUGAGAUUCACAAAGGGUACACAAAGCAUAGCUAGCUUUAAGGCAUGUGAGAGUGAUAAUCAAAACAUUGGGAGAUGUCUCCUACCUGACAA
This is a messenger RNA of Fusarium verticillioides 7600, 3176 nucleotides long. RefSeq lists its product as hypothetical. The transcript has 4 exons. NCBI's taxonomy places the organism in Eukaryota, Fungi, Ascomycota, Sordariomycetes, Hypocreales, Nectriaceae. The coding region runs from base 985 to 2574 and encodes 529 amino acids. The record is from RefSeq and is a predicted model, not a curated record.